UUAACUGAUAACCUAUUACAUCAAAACGUGAAUAUUAUCACCGAGACGUUAUCAAACUCGUCCGAAACUGAUUUGUUUUAACAAAAUUGAUUAUUUUUAAAUGUGGCCUUGAACGGAUUCGAGUGGAUAGCGCUUUUCGCCUGACUUUACUGAAUUACAGAUUAUUACUACGACUACUAAUCUGUGAUCAGAUACCUUCCCACAAAGUCGGUCGGAAACACAUCGGCAGAAAAAUGGUAAAAGUACCAAGCGUUGAAUUUAGCAACGGCCGCAAAAUUCCUGUGUUCGGUUUGGGAACUUGGAAGUCAAAACCUGGUGAAGUCACACAAGCCGUUAAAGAUGCCAUUGAUGCCGGAUAUCGCCACAUCGAUUGCGCUCACUAUUACGAAAAUGAAGCCGAAGUAGGGGCUGCGAUCAGAGAAAAAAUUGCUAGCGGGGUCGUGAAGAGAGAGGAACUUUUCAUUACAAGCAAACUGUGGAGUACCUUUUUGAGGCCUGACCUCGUGGAACCCACGCUUAAGUUGAGUUUGAAGAAUUUGGGGCUCGAUUACUUGGAUCUGUACCUGAUUCACUGGCCAUGCGCGUUGAAAGAAGGAGGAGCAUUUUUACCAAAAAGACCCGAUCACGACGUUUUGUCUGAAUUCAGUGACGUCGAUUACAUCGACACCUGGAAAGUGAUGGAACAAGUAGCCAAGAAGGGAUUGACAAAAUCGAUCGGAGUUUCUAAUUUUAACAAGAGACAACUCGAAAGGAUUCUUGAAAUUGCAGAAAUACCCCCAGUUAACAAUCAGAUCGAAUGCCAUCCUUACUUGAACCAGAAGAAGCUAAUCGCCUUCUGCAAGUCCAAAGGCAUCACAGUAACAGCUUACAGUCCAUUGGGAUCCCCAGACAGACCCUGGGCUAAGCCCACCGACCCCAUCCUGACGGAAGACCACAAGAUAAAGGCUUUGGCUGCCAAAUACAAGAAAUCGAGUGCCCAAGUGAUUCUGAGGUAUCUGAUCCAAUCGGGGGUGAUAGUAAUUCCGAAGUCGGUCAAUAAAAAGAGAAUUGCUGAAAACAUACAAAUAUUCGAUUUUGAGCUGUCUGCUGAUGAUAUGGCAGUGAUGGAUACUUUCGACUGUAACGGAAGAGUCUGUUGGUUUGUGGAGGCUGUUGGACAUCCACACUACCCAUUCAAUGAUGAAUACUGAGGUCCAGAUAGCUAUCCUUAAGAGUUUGGAUGUGUUAAGUUUGUUAAAGUUCAUUAUUCAAGAUCAAUAAAACGUAUCAUCCACUUUUA
Messenger RNA from Leptinotarsa decemlineata (Colorado potato beetle), 1279 nucleotides. Its product is annotated as aldo-keto reductase 1B. Gene Ontology annotation, molecular function: oxidoreductase activity. NCBI's taxonomy places the organism in Eukaryota, Metazoa, Arthropoda, Insecta, Coleoptera, Chrysomelidae. The record is from RefSeq and is a predicted model, not a curated record.